Rhinocladiella mackenziei CBS 650.93 is the source of this 1437-nucleotide messenger RNA. RefSeq lists its product as uncharacterized. The record is from RefSeq and is a predicted model, not a curated record. Bases 1 to 1437 code for a protein of 478 amino acids. Lineage: Eukaryota; Fungi; Ascomycota; Eurotiomycetes; Chaetothyriales; Herpotrichiellaceae. The transcript has 2 exons.
AUGGCAGAAGCAACGACGAAGAGGAGAGGGCGACCUCCGAAAAAGGUUGCCACUACUCUGGCUGAAGACAAUGUUGUUGUUUUGCAGUCGGACGCGGGUUCGACUAGUUCAUCUCUGCAAAAGUCACGGGCACAACCUUCGGCGACUUCGGCCAGGAAAUCAUCGUCAUCGCCAUCAACUCCUUCGUCAACUUCUUCCACAGAAAAGAAAGGGACUGCUGUGGAAAAUGUGUCUGAAGUUAAGACUGCAGCGGCCACGAAGAGGAAAGCUGUGAAAAUUUCCACAACACCAGCAACCGGUGAGGAGGUGGUCAGUACGGAACUACGGGAAAGGAAGCGGGAAGCAGUGGAAUCAAAGUCGAAAUCCGCAAAGUCAUCCAUUGAGGAUUCCAGUGCCAUUUCUUCACCUACGUCGAAAAGGAAGGUCUCAGCUACAGCUAAUGUCAAGGGCCGUCUCCGGAAUCAGAAAGGCUUAAUAUCAACCUCUGAAGAUCCGGGAGCGUCUGUCUCCGAGAUUCUGCAGCAAGUCAGAGCAUUUACCAAGGCUUCGAAUGAGUUAAAUCAAAGCAUUUUCCGGCUCAUCGAGGACCGGCAAGCUGUGUGUGCUUCAAGUCUUGUCCAGCAAGACUUUCGGCCACAGAAGUUGGCAGCGUUAGAGGAAGUUGCCGCAAAGAUCACUGCGGGAGAGACCGUCGCAGAAUCGAUAGUUCAGAGCACACGUCAAUCCAUGAUUACAAACAAGGCUGAAGUGGCUGGACCCGAACCACUCUCUAAGGUCGAAUCGAAAUUGAAACCGAAGUCGAAUUCGACACCCGAUUCAACCUCGACAAUCACAAAGACAAUCGUGAGUUUAGAACCCUCCCCGUCAAUCCCGACGACGUCUCCGGCCAUGCAACACCCAACACCAUCCACAACAUCCACCACAAUCAAUGUACUUCCGAUGGCCGGCUCGAAUCCCCAAUUCCACUCCCAUUCCCAGUCUCCAUCUCAAUCCCAAUCUGCGAGCAAUCCUCCCUCCCCGCUCCCGCACUCCACGACCAUCGCUCUUGCCGCCCGUCGCGCCGCCCAACAACGACCAAGCCAGGGCCGCGGCCACAUCCCCAUGCCGGAAUUCCCACCCUCCAUACCUCAAGUCGGCGCUCAAGCCAGUCGUCAAGCACAGGAAUCCCCGUCGGGGUCGCGGCCGGCGCUGAAACCAACAGAAAUGCCGCUCGAAGAACUCAAGAAAGACCCCAAGUACCGCGCCCUCUCGCGGAACUGGGUCAAGGGAAUGGUCGGGCUGCCCAUCUUGAUUGUGACGAGUUACGUGCUUUGGGAAAGAUAUCAGGAAAAUCAAGCUUCCUUGAGGGCUCGUGAAGCGAGGGCUCGGAGCCAAGCUGCCAGUGUUACUGAUACUUCGAGCUCGGGACAGGAGACCGGUCCCGGCACUUCGAACUGA